This is a messenger RNA of Danio rerio (zebrafish), 2283 nucleotides long. RefSeq names its product transferrin receptor 2 (gene tfr2). Lineage: Eukaryota; Metazoa; Chordata; Actinopteri; Cypriniformes; Danionidae. Gene Ontology annotation, cellular component: plasma membrane. Gene Ontology annotation, biological process: transferrin transport; vesicle-mediated transport. The record is from RefSeq and is marked provisional. Gene Ontology annotation, molecular function: transferrin receptor activity.
AUGAUGGACUCGGUCACAGGACUGAUUGCUGGGGCAGCAGGGGGCGGAGCUCAGGCUAAUGAGGGCGUUGAGGAAGGGGGCGGAGUCAGGCGGAGAGCCCCUCCUAUUGAGAUGAAGCUGGUGCCGCUGGAGGGGUCAGAUGUCACGCUCAACAGUGACAUCACCGCACUGAUGCUGCAGCAGCACGUCAACCGCAGGAAAGCAGCAGUUUACCUCACACUGACCGGCCUGCUGAUCUUCACCACAGCGUUCCUGCUGGGAUACGUGGCGUUCCGCGGGAUGUGUCAUCUGUGCCGCAGCGAGCCGGACAACAUUCCUCUGAGCGACGCACUGGGAGACGACCGGCAGCCUGAGGAAGUAGUUCUGUACAUGGCGGAGCUCAGAGAGAUGCUGAAGAAAUACCUAAAGGAGGAGCGCAUCGAGAACACACUCAGGCGAGUGAGCCGGGAGUCUCAUCCUCCGGGCUCAUCUGAAGGAAACGCCAUCGCCAGAGAAAUCCUACAGAACCUGCAGAACCUAGGCAUGGACCACACCUGGACCGACUCGCACUACGCCACACUGCAGUUUCCCUCCAGGACGCAUCGGAACACUCUGUGGUUGGUCGACUCUGAGGGGGCGGAGCUUGAAGAGAUUUCAUUGGACAGUGAGGGAUACUGUGCCUAUAGUGCCACUGGAACAGCCACGCUCAACGGCUCCAUCGCCAUGGUGAGGGUCGGAGGGGGCGUGAGCUUCGCUGAGAAGGUGUGGCUUGCGCAGGAGGCGGGGCAUGUGGGCGUUCUCAUCUACCCUGAUCCUGCCGAUGUUCCGCAAGAUCCACGGCGGCUCGGGCUCCAUAGCAACGCCGUCAUCUCAGAACACGUGCAUUUGGGCUCUGGUGACCCGUUCACCCCUGGGUUUCCCUCAUUUAACCACACCCAGUUCCCAUCCACACAAUCCUCAGGCCUGCCAAUCAUUCCGGCUCAGCCAAUCAGUGCCAAUGUGGCUGCCAAACUGCUGAGUCAGCUCUCAGGUGCAGUGUGCCCGCGGGGUUGGCAGGGUCGUCUGCCGUAUGUUCAGUGUGUUCUGGGUCCGGGUUUCUCUGGUGUGGGUGUGCGGCAGCUGAAGAUGGCCGUCUACAACAGCAUGAAACCUGUGCUGCUCAACAACAUCUUCGCCUCUAUUGAGGGAAAAGUGGAGCCCGAUCACUAUAUAAUAAUCGGGGCCCAGAGGGAUGCGUGGGGCCCCGGAGCCGUGAAGUCUGGUGUGGGAACGGCCCUCCUGAUGGAGCUAGCAAGAACAUUCAGCAACAUGGUGGAAAACGGCUUUUCCCCGCGGCGCAGUCUGCUGUUCGUCAGCUGGCAUGGAGGAGAGUUUGGGAAUGUUGGCGCCACCGAGUGGCUGGAGGGUUACCUGACGAUGCUGCACCUGAAGGCUGUGGCGUAUUUCAGUCUGGAUCAGGCCAUCCUGGGUGAUGAUGUCCUGUCGGUGUACAGCAGUCCUCUUCUCUCUCACCUCAUCGAAGGAGCCAUCAAACAAGUGGAGCACCCCAAACACACAGGACAGUCCAUCCUCUCUCUGGUGCAGCGGCAGGGUGGAUGGAGGAACAUAGUCAAGCCGUUGUAUCUGAACAGUGGCGCAUACAGUUUCACCGCAUUUGGAGGAGUUCCUGCCAUGCAGCUGCAUUUCACUGAGGAUGCUCGCUCUUACCCAUUCGUCAACACCCAGCUGGACAGUGUGGGGCGUCUGCAGGAACUCCUGCAAGGGCGUCUGGGCUCGGUGGGUCGGGCUGUGGGUGAACUGGUGGGUCUGAUGGUCCUCAAACUGGCCCAUGAUCACAUCCUCCCGUUGGACGUGUCUUGCUACAGCAGCAGCGCUCAGCAGCUCAGCUCCACUCUCAGCCAGCACGCUGCACAGCUACAGUCUCGAGGGUUGUCUCCGCAGUGGGUUUUCAGCGCACGCGGCGAUUACAGCAGAGCGGCCAAAAACCUGCUGGAGGCCAUCAAAAACAGCGACACGCAGGACGAAAAACUGGCCCGACUCUACAACACACGCAUCAUUAGGGUUGAGUACUACUUUCUGUCUCAGUACGUGUCGGUGGUGGAGACGCCGUUCCGGCACGUGUUUCUGGGGCGUGGAGAUCACACCAUGAGCUCUCUGGCCGAUCACCUGAACCAGCUGCGCUUGGAGCCGCAUCGCUUCGAUGAAGCCCGUUUCCGAAAACAGCUAGCGCUCUUCACAUGGACACUGCAGGGCGCUGCUAAUGCGCUCAGCGGAGACGUCUGGAACAUCGACAACCCGCUGUAG